AUGGAGGACCGGCGUUUCCGCUUCAAAGUCUUCGCUGUGAAUAAAAAGCCCAUUGAAACUCCUCUGCUCUUCUCGAGGCUCGCCGGCAGUGGUUGGAGCAACCCCGCCAGGUACGCCGCUGCCAUCUUAUUCGGAGUCAACUCGACCAUUGGCUACCUCUUGAUGCUUGCCAUCAUGUCCUUCAAUGGAGGUGUCUUCUUGGCAAUCGUCUUGGGCCUUACUUUUGGGUAUUUAAUCUUCAGGAUCUCUGAUGAAGAACUCGUGGUUGUAGACAAUCCCUGCGCUUGUGCUUGA
Molecule: messenger RNA, 294 nt
Organism: Telopea speciosissima
Lineage: Eukaryota; Viridiplantae; Streptophyta; Magnoliopsida; Proteales; Proteaceae
Product: copper transporter 5.1-like
Exons: 1
Coding region: 1-294 (97 amino acids)
Biological process (GO): intracellular copper ion homeostasis; copper ion transmembrane transport
Cellular component (GO): plasma membrane
Molecular function (GO): copper ion transmembrane transporter activity
Source: RefSeq, a predicted model, not a curated record